AAAAUAGAAUACAAAUACAAAUGCUAUAUACAAACUCCUAUAUAUAAUUUGAUAUUUAAUUUAUUCAUUUUUAAAUUUGAUGAACACUUCAGCUUCAAAACAUUAGAAUUUGCUGGCAAUUAUUUCAUGUUUCAGGCUUUACAGGGUUAAAAUAAAAUAAAGAAUUGAGGCAAAAAAUGUGAAAAAGCACAAAAACAUCUUUAAUGUUAAAUGAGCGACAAACUUAAUGCACUUAAAUGCUUGACAAAAAUGUCUUAUUGUACGGUAUAUCCUGCCCUUUUCAUAAUGCAGCAGAGAUCCAGAACACUGCUACCACACCUGAAUUUGUAUACAAAUUGUAUUUUAGUUACACAAUGUACUUAACGUUAUAAUGUUUAAUGGUGCUCACUAAUUCAGUACAGUGAUGGAGAGACAUACGCCUUUGAGUCUGACCCUACUUCACUUGUUUACUGGUGCUUAUUUAUUAUGGUUGUUGUUAGUUAAUUUAAAAAAGAGAGAGAGAAAUUGCCAGAAUAAGGCUGUGACUAUGUUUUGAUCAGUUUUUUGUGGUGAUUUGUUUUUUAAAUAAAUAUUUGAAUCAGUCCCAGCAGGACUACGUGUGUUUCCAUGUGCUUUGCAUUCACAGAGGCCUUCUGACUAAGGAUAAAUGCUGCAGGAGGGAUUAUUCGUCCUCUAUGAGAGAGCGAGGACUUCUGAGUUAUGUCCUCCUGCUUCUGAUAUGAAAAAAUGCUUAUAGGAAAAUCUAUGAUAAGUUAUUGUCUCUGCAGCUUAAUCAGCUUUUAUGCUUGGCACAUGUUGAACAAAUGCAAAGCACAAUAUUCAAACUUUCUUAUCUUGUGCAGGUGUUACGGCAAAGUUACUGCUUACGAAAGCAUUCAGUAUUUCGAGUCAUCUUUCUUCCUCGACAUGAUGGAUGUAAUCCAGUCUUAAGGAAAAUAUAAAAGAUUAUCAAGAACACUUAAUGAGAUAGAGUCUUGUCAGUUCAAGCAGCAAAACUCUCAGUGGAGAUGAUGAAAACUGUGGAAUUAGUUCGUUUAUGAAUUCUUACUGUUAAAUAUAAUCCUCAGUUGAGUUUAUGUUUGAGACGUGUCUGAGUUUGCUGGAGGUCACAGACAUGCAAAACUCUUUUUCUUGAACAAAAGUAGAUUUUUGCAUCCACCUGCAAGGACACAAGAUCCGGAAAUCCAGGCAGACACCUGCUUUGAAUUUGCAGAUUCAAGAGAAGGCUGCAUCCAGCUUUUCACAUCAGAGCUGUCUCCUUCACAGAGACCAUGGAGAAGAAGAUGUUUUGCAUCUUUCUAUUCUCUGGUCUGUGCCAUUUCACCUUCUCUUACCAACGUCCUCUGUACCACUUUAUCAACAACCCUAAAGACUGGCUCACUGCCCAGCAGUACUGUAGAGACAUGUACACUGAUUUGGCAACCAUAACUGAUGAGCAGGACUUGGAGGAUUUAGCAGGUCUGGUGGGGUCUGGUGGUCCCUUUGUGUACUUAGGUUUGUACAGAGAUUGGGGCUGGUCAGUGUCUGAAAAUGAUGACUACAAAGUAGGAGAACCUGCAUACUGGAACUGGGCAAGUGGUGAGCCCAGUGUUCAGUCCUGUGCAAGCAUGUCAGCAACAGGGGGAUGGUCUGCUACACCGUGCAACGCCACUUUAAGCUUCGUCUGCUACACUGCACUUGCCACUGCCGUUUCUGAAAGGUUUGUCCUGAUCACCAACACCAUGGACUGGCUCUCUGCUCAGAGCUACUGCAGGACUACGUACACAGAUCUGGCCCGAGUGCAGAACCAGCAGGAAAAUGACCUGCUGCAAGCCUUGGUGACAAACCAGCAGGUGUGGAUCGGCUUGACGAGGAUGUCCUGGAGGUGGUCUGAUGGAAGCGAACCCUCGUUCAUACCCUGGGGACUCUCUGUGAUAACGUCAGCUCAACUCAGCGAUUGUGGUGUGCUUGAGGUCAGCAGCAAUCCUCUUGGGAUGGUCCAAAAGAGCUAUGCUGAAAAACAGCCCUUUAUUUGCUACACCGCUCCGCGGAAAAAGACAUUGGUGCAAAUGGAGCUCAGUGCUGAUGUGGACAUGACAGACCCAGGUGUGAGGGAGUCUGUCUUGAAAUGGGUUAAAAAUAACCUGGGCGGUACAUCUGAUGACCUAAACGUGAGCUGGUGGAAACCUCCAGAAAAGAAAUACCUCUUAAAGCAUCAGAAAUGUCCCCCAUAGUUACCACUGUUUGUUUCUGCAAAAAAGAGGCUCAAUAUCAUAAACGUACCUAAUAUACCUUUGGUAUAUUACUUUUAUCAUUUGCAAAAGUGAAACCAAACAUGAUUGAUUUGUUCUUUAUUUCUUAGGUUAUAUUUGUAUAUUUCCUUUUUCUGUUGGAGUGCAUAAAUAAACAUGAAGGAAUGCAAACUUUCAGGGUUAUUUAAGGUGAUGAACAACUAAAGAAGACGAGUUGUGUUUGUCUCAUCAGAGAGAAAUAUCAGAUCUGAAAAUUAGCAUCUACUUUGAAUCGAGCUCAAGUAAACUGGAUUUCCAUGUAGUUUGCAUACAUCGAAGCAGGCCUUAGAGGACUUUUUCUAAAUUGGUCAUGAGGUGAAGUUAGAAUAAAGUACAAGCCAUUCUAUAGGGAACAUUUAGAACUGACUGCUGGGCUAAUGCCAUGCUUAAGCUAACUACGAGAUUAUGCUACUCAGGCCCAUUUUGGUGUAAAUCUGCAUGUUAAUUGGGGAUCUUUCAAAUGAUCUUUAUUAAUAAAAAGAACACAUCUGUGUAACAGUAGUUGAGGACUAGCUUUCCAGUUUUAAUAUUUUGUUAAUUCAUUAUUGUAUUUAAAUUAUAUGAAGAUCGUUCUCUUGUGUUAAGACUGUGGUACAUACAAUAAUUCUUUGGUGUGAUUCGACUUUAGCUUGGACAGAUUUCCAUUUAUUUAUUUAUUACUGAUCCUGCUGUGUGUGCAGGUUGCGUGGCUGCUCGCUUCCACUACGCUUCUUCCUCUCAGCGACAUCAGUUUCCAGUAAUUUGAGGAAAAGUACAAAAAUUCCCAGAUUUCUGUGGAAAUGUUCUUUCUUUAAUGAAACAAUAAUAAUAAAGAGUGAAUUCUGUUGGAGAUAUUUAAUGAUUUGAUUUUACCAAGCAUUUAAGUGAUCUUUCAUCACAACAAUUCAAGGACUUUUUAAAUCAAAUUUCUUAAUUGAUGAUUUCUCCAGGCUAUUCUUACAGGUUUUAAUGAUGCACGGGAGUAUUUUUAAUCCAGUUUUAGUAGUUUCAACAAUCUCCUUGGUUGUUUCAUUGCUUCUUGUAGGCCCUGCUGCAGAGUUACAUGCAAUUACAAUUAUUUUCUACUGACAAACACUGAAAGGAUUGCUUUUAUAGCGUCAUUUUGGCACCACCUGGUGGUACAAUAACAUAUAAUUGAGACUAUUCCUUCUUUUUUUAACUGUUUUAUUGAAGCAUUGAAACAUAAUCUGACAUUUAAAACAAAAACAAAAAACCCUGAGUGAAAUAUUUAUCAUGAAGUUCAUUACAUGAUGACAGUGAAGCUCUGAAAUCUGUUGUUUCUUUGGGAUGCUUUUAAUUUGAAAUGUCUGAUAAAUACGGCUGUGUGUACGGCUGAAAUGUGAACCCAAGUAUAAUAAAAUUAAUUGCUUUCAACUAAGCUGUGAUCCUAUAAUUUUAUAACUAAAUCACAGCCAAUAAAAAGUCAGAGAGAGGUAGCCAUUGUAGGAAUAUGGAGUUGUUCCUUGCCGGUUCCCAGGUCUACUCUGGCCUGAUGCUGUAGCACGUGCCAGAACCCCAUCAUUAAAUAGUUGGCCUGUCAGCGUGUUCUUCAGUGACAACCCCAGGUGACUAUUCAUUGCAUAGACAAAACUCAUUAGCCUUAUUUGGUAGCUUAUCUAUUAUAAACUUUUUAGAGUUCUUAGUAUGUUUGCAAACUCAAUAUUCUGUCGAACUACAUCAGGGGUCGGCAACCUUUCUGAUGAGUGCCAUCUAAAAU
Messenger RNA from Haplochromis burtoni (Burton's mouthbrooder), 3987 nucleotides. Its product is annotated as C-type mannose receptor 2. The transcript has 6 exons. Bases 1272 to 2213 code for a protein of 313 amino acids. NCBI's taxonomy places the organism in Eukaryota, Metazoa, Chordata, Actinopteri, Cichliformes, Cichlidae. The record is from RefSeq and is a predicted model, not a curated record.